UUCUUUCCUUCCCGACAGUGUGCUCGCUGCCUCUUUUCGCCAUGGCGUCUCGUAAGGAAGGAAGCGGAGCCGGAGGUUCCGCAGUCGUUAGCGGGAAAGCCAAAGCCAAAUCGGGCCCUGGGGACUCGACGGUGAAGCAAGUGCAGAUCGACGGGCUGGUGGUGCUGAAGAUCAUCAAGCAUUAUCAGGAAGAAGGCCAAGGCAAUGAAGUAGUUCAGGGUGUGCUGCUAGGCUUGGUGGUGGAUGACAGACUUGAAAUCACCAACUGCUUCCCAUUCCCUCAGCAUACAGAAGACGAUGCUGACUUUGAUGAAGUUCAAUAUCAGAUGGAAAUGAUGCGUAGUCUUCGCCAUGUCAAUAUUGACCAUCUCCAUGUCGGCUGGUAUCAGUCUACAUACUACGGCUCCUUUGUUACCCGUGCUCUCCUGGAUUCCCAGUUCAGUUACCAGCACGCCAUAGAGGAAUCUGUCGUUCUCAUUUACGAUCCUAUAAAAACGUCUCAGGGCUAUCUCUCCCUAAAAGCAUAUCAUCUGACACCUAAAUUGAUGGAGGUUUGCAAAGAGAAGGAUUUCUCUCCAGAAGCGUUGAAAAAAGCAGGAAUUGCAUUUGAAAACAUGUUUGAGGAAGUCCCUAUUAACAUCAGAAACUCCUACCUGAUCAAUGUUCUUCUUUGGGAGUUGCAAAAGAAGUCAGGAAUUGCAAAUAGACACGAAUUGCUCAGCCUCGCAAGCAAUAAUCACCUUAGCAAAACCCUACAACUAUUGAUGGACCGAGUGGAUGAAAUGAGUCAAGAUAUUGUAAAAUACAACACCUACCUAAGGAAUACCAGCAAGCAGCAACAGCAAAAACACCAAUACCAGCAGAGACGUCAGCAAGAAAACCUACAGCGUCAGAGUAGGGGAGAGCCUGCUCUUCCCGAGGAAGACUUGAACAAACUUUUCAAGCCGCCACAGCCUCCUCCCAGGAUGGACUCCCUUUUGAUUGCAGGUCAAAUUAACACUUACAGCCGGAUCAUCAAGGAAUUCACAGCCCAGAAUCUGGGCAAGCUUUUCUUGGCUCAGUCACUUCAAGAACACAACAAUUAGAGAGGAAAAUAAAGUGCUUUUGUUUCUUGCUCACUGAAAGAGUGCAGACGCUUGGAAUCGCAGCACAUUUUUACUUUCAUUCCUCAUUGUAAAAUGAACCGUGAAUUAGACUCUUGUGUGUUUUGAGUAGAAUUAUCCCUCUUCUAACGAAAAAAAAGCAUAAUAAAAGAUUUAAAACUUU
Crotalus tigris (Tiger rattlesnake) is the source of this 1266-nucleotide messenger RNA. It is a transcript of the gene EIF3H, whose product is annotated as eukaryotic translation initiation factor 3 subunit H. The record is from RefSeq and is a predicted model, not a curated record. Lineage: Eukaryota; Metazoa; Chordata; Lepidosauria; Squamata; Viperidae. Bases 42 to 1085 code for a protein of 347 amino acids. The transcript is spliced from 8 exons. Gene Ontology annotation, molecular function: metallopeptidase activity; protein binding; translation initiation factor activity. Gene Ontology annotation, cellular component: eukaryotic 43S preinitiation complex; cytosol; cytoplasm.